Messenger RNA from Aspergillus steynii IBT 23096, 3453 nucleotides. RefSeq names its product CeGAL family transcription factor (gene farA). The record is from RefSeq and is a predicted model, not a curated record. NCBI's taxonomy places the organism in Eukaryota, Fungi, Ascomycota, Eurotiomycetes, Eurotiales, Aspergillaceae. The transcript has 10 exons. Gene Ontology annotation, molecular function: DNA binding; zinc ion binding; DNA-binding transcription factor activity, RNA polymerase II-specific. The coding region runs from base 338 to 3070 and encodes 910 amino acids. Gene Ontology annotation, biological process: DNA-templated transcription; regulation of DNA-templated transcription.
CACUUUCUGGUCCAUCCACCAACUCCCCAACUCCCCAUCUCACCAUCUCACUAACGACUCCGGACUGGGAUUCGAAUUCUCGACUAUUGCCACUCACUCCUUUUGCCCUGCCAUCGCCGGUUCCUGGGCCUCUCUCUUCCCUGGUGACCCCGAGUGGCGUCGUCCAUUCUCCGCCCGUCAUUUGGCUGGUCAUUCCCUUAUUCCUACAUCCUUUUUCCCUUGCGUUUUUCUGGGUUGGAACUGCCCCUCGCUCUCCCCCACCGCUUAAAUCUCCGGAUCUUUUCGCCUCUCCCACGUUCUCUCAGAUCGCGGUUCUCUGGAUGGAUACCUUUUGGCCAUGAGCACAGCAGGCGACAUUCACACCGACUCUACGAAUUCCAGACCCAGCCCGGCGCCCAGUGCUGCCGGCUCGACGGGCACUUCGGGCAUUACCGUGCGCACCGGGGCCAACGGACAGAUGAGUUUCAGAAGACAACGUGCGUCGCGCGCUUGUGAGACCUGCCAUGCUCGAAAAGUGCGCUGCGACGCUGCCAGUUUGGGUGUUCCCUGCACCAACUGCGUAGCCUUUUCGAUCGAGUGCAAGAUCCCUACGCCGAAACGCAAGAAGAAUCAAACCAAACCGAAGGAAGCUGACGGAAGCGAAGAGCGCAGCGAGCAGCCCGAACCGAAACAGGAAACCCCGGCAAGAGAUGGCAAGGAUGCCUUUGGCUACCGGAACAAUCAGAUCGUCGACGGCAUGCCUGCUCAAGCUCAAGCCAUCUCAGAAACGGAGGCCGUGCAAGAGGCUCACCUGAACAAUGCCUACGCCCAGUUUAUGAAGCCCAAGUUCGCGCGCGCCCCCAUCAAGGAGGCCGGUCGCGUCGCCUACCUGGGCGAGUCGUCGAACCUGUCGCUCCUGGUGCAGGAUCGCCACGGCACCACGGACGUCGUGCAUUAUCCUCUGCCGCCCAACAUCCGCGGGUCGCGAUCGCGAGUCACCGAGCUGGACAACCUGGAGCUGGAUAUUCUCCAUCAACGCGGUGCCUUCUUGCUGCCGCCCAAACCGCUGUGCGACGAGCUGGUGGACGCCUACUUCCAAUGGGUGGCCCCCGUGGUUCCCAUCGUCAACCGCAGUCGCUUCAUGCGCCAUUACCGGGAUCCCAAGAACCCGCCUUCACUACUGCUUCUGCAGGCCAUCCUCCUCGCAGGUUCCCGAGUCUGCACGAAUCCUCAGUUGAUGGAUGCGAACGGCUCGACGACCCCGGCCGCCAUGACCUUCUACAAGCGGGCCAAGGCGCUGUACGACGCCAAUUACGAAGACGACCGCGUUACGAUCGUUCAGGCUCUGGUGCUCCUGGGCUGGUACUGGGAAGGCCCCGAAGAUGUUACCAAAAACGUCUUCUACUGGACUCGAGUGGCAAUGGUGGUCGCGCAGGGAUCGGGAAUGCACCGAAGCGUGGAAUCCUCGCAACUCACGAAGCCGGACAAGAGGCUAUGGAAGCGAAUUUGGUGGACAUUGUUCACUCGCGACCGCUCCGUGGCCGUGGCCCUGGGACGGCCCAUCGGCAUCAACACGGACGACUCGGACGUCGGAAUGUUGACGGAGGAUGACUUUAUUGAAGACGAGAUUGAUAUCGCCGCCGAAUAUCCGCCCGAGCCCGUUCACGUGCAGUUCUUCCUGCAAUACGUCAAGCUGUGCGAGAUCAUGGGUCUCGUUCUGUCGCAGCAGUACUCGGUGGCCUCGAAAUCGAGACGCAUGAACGCCAUGGAUCUGACCCAUUCCGACAUGGCGCUGGCGGAUUGGCUGCAGAAUUGUCCCAAGGAAGUGUGUUGGCAGAGACAGCGACAUCACUUCUGGGCUGGUCUUCUUCAUGCGAACUAUUACACGACGCUCUGUCUGUUACAUCGAGCACACAUGCCGCCGGCUUCUUCGGUUCCCAGCAGUUAUCGGGUCGAAGAGAUGGCGUACCCGUCGCGGACCAUCGCCUUCCAAGCUGCCGGGAUGAUCACCUCGAUCGUCGAAAACCUGCAGAAUCACCGAGAGAUCCGAUAUACCCCGGCCUUCAUUGUCUAUAGUUUGUUCUCGGCUCUGAUUAUGCACGUCUAUCAAAUGCGAUCCUCCGUCCCCUCCGUGGUGGCAACCUGCCAAGAGCGAAUCAAUAUCUGCAUGCAAGCACUGAAGGACGUCUCCAAGGUCUGGCUCGUGGCCAAGAUGGUCCACACCCUGUUCGAGUCCAUUCUGGGCAACAAGGUGCUGGAGGAACGUCUUCAGAAGGCUGCCGGCCGAAGACACCAGAGAGUGAGACCCGACGGGGUUCAACCGCAGCCCGCGAGACGGCCCGAUCCCCCCAAGCGCAAAUUCGACGAUAUGGACCUGGGACUGCCGAAUGGAGGACCCACGCCUCCGGUCUCGUACGAGCGAUCUCGUCCGCAGACUCCGGCGCUCACUCCGUCCCGAGAGAUGGGACAGCCUGGAUUGAGCGUGCCCCAGGGGUCUCCCCCGGUGCGCGAAGGCAACUCUCGGAGCAACACGCGACCGACGACGCCGUUCAACGCACAAUUCUCCCUGCCUGCCACGCCACCCGACCUCUUCCUUGUCACGCGAACUUCGCCCAACCUGUCGCCGUCGCUCUGGGAGAACUUCCAGCCGGACCAACUGUUCCCUGACGGCACGGCCAUCUUCCCGGAGUUGACGUCGCCGCAGACCAACACCGUCGAACCGCAGCUCCAUAUGCAGUCGCAACUGCAGCAACCCCAAGGCAUGGACCAGCGCUCCAUGAUGUCCCAACCACCGCUGCCGUCGCGGAGCCUGUCCGGGGCCCAGGGAAGUCCGGAGAUCCUGUCUAGCAUGCCGGCCGGGAUCAGCCUGCAGGGCCAGCAACCACCGCAGAUGUUCGGGCUGGAGAACCAGCAAACGUGGCCGAUGCAGGGGCUCGAUGCUCCGAUCAGCGGGGCGCCGAUCGACGCGGCGAGCCAGGAUGAUAACUGGAGCAGCAGCUCUCGCAGCGGGCCUACGGCGCCGACUACUUUGAACGUGGAAGAUUGGUUCCAAUUCUUCGGCAUCAACGGCACCUUUGAAAUGCCGACUUGAGCAGACUCGGGUCGGAAGCGAAUCUCACGGCUGUACAACAAUUCUUAUUGAGUUCUAUUCUUAUUCCCCAUUGAUACGAUCACGCUGUUCAGUCCUGUCCGGAGGAAGGCGUUUGGAUAUUGUGGUUCACUGCUGUAUACCUGGUUGGGUUUUGUGAUGAUUGACUGGAUCGGAGGGUCAGUGGCUCUGACGAUGGAGAUGUUUGGUUCUGUUUUGACGAGGGGAUGAACUGCCGGGGCAAGUGGCUUAUGGCGUCCGGAGGUGAUUGUGCAUACGGUUGGGAGGCUUUGUAUAUAGAGGAGACCGGUCGUCGAACCGAUCAGCCUACUGGAAUUGAUUUCGCACUGGCGUUGUAUCCACCGUCUGUCAUUCACGGAUCUCUA